UUUUAUCAAUACCUCUGUGUCCAAGAAAGAAAAUUUGUCUUUACUCUUUAAAACGUAACAUAAUAUACUACUAAUAUAUAUAUUCAUAGCUAUAGAAACAAAGAACUAAUUACAGCAUUUCCUUGAUUUACACUAAUCAACAAGUCAACACUCCAAGAAAAGAGCAAAAAAAAGAUGUGGAUUUUUGGAAGGAAAGGAGGAUCUGGAUUUUCAGCUUCUUCUACUGCCGAAGAAGUUACUCAAGGAAUUGAUGCUACUGGCCUCACUGCCGUUGUUACAGGAGCAUCAAGUGGUAUUGGUGCAGAAACGACGCGUGUCCUUGCAAUGCGUGGCGCACAUGUAGUAAUGGCAGUUCGCAAUGUAAAAACUGGCGCAAAAGUUAAAGAAAGUAUUCUUAAAGAGAUUCCUCCUGCCAAAAUUGAUGUAAUGGAGUUGGAUCUCAGUUCUAUGGAAUCUGUUAGGAAGUUUGCAUCAGAGUACACCUCUUCCAGCUAUCCUUUGAACAUCCUAAUCAAUAAUGCAGGGGUUAUGGCUCCGCCAUUCAUGCUUUCUCAAGACAACAUUGAAUUGCAGUUUGCAACUAAUCAUCUAGGUCAUUUUCUUUUGACAAAUCUUUUGCUAGAGAACCUGAAAAAUACAGCUCAACAGAGCCACAAAGAAGGAAGGAUUGUUAAUGUUUCAUCAAUGGGACAUAAGUUUACAUACCGUGAAGGAAUUCGCCUUGACAAAAUCAACGACAAAGAUAGUUACACUUCUUGGUAUGCUUACGGACAAUCAAAGCUUGCUAAUAUCUUACAUGCUAAUGAACUUGCAAGACGUUUCAAGGUAAACUAUUGUCUUCUGGGUAUUGAAGCUUCUCUUUACUUCAGCGACUGGUAACCAACUGAACAUUUU
Messenger RNA from Nicotiana tabacum (common tobacco), 894 nucleotides. Lineage: Eukaryota; Viridiplantae; Streptophyta; Magnoliopsida; Solanales; Solanaceae. The record is from RefSeq and is a predicted model, not a curated record.